Messenger RNA from Saccharomyces cerevisiae S288C, 636 nucleotides. RefSeq lists its product as uncharacterized. Lineage: Eukaryota; Fungi; Ascomycota; Saccharomycetes; Saccharomycetales; Saccharomycetaceae. The record is from RefSeq and is marked reviewed. Gene Ontology annotation, cellular component: endoplasmic reticulum membrane. The transcript has a single exon. Bases 1 to 636 code for a protein of 211 amino acids.
AUGCAAAACGGCACAGAAGACAAAAGCAAUAUUCCUGCUCGUAGUAAUGAUGAUGUAUUGCCGCCGUUAGCCGUCAGACUUACUAUGAAAGUAAUGCGAUUAAUUUUCAUCGGAAAAAUGUUUGCAUAUUCAUUUGUACCCUUUCCCCCAUUUAAACUUUUGACAUUUGAUAAUACUGUGGGCUGGUUCGUAGCAUAUUCAGCGAUCGUUUCUAUUUGGGGGUUUGCUGUGUGGAUGGAAAGAGGAUAUAGACAUAAGAUUAAUCUACUGCCUCCAAGAUGUACGAAGAUAAGAUGCUCUCGCUGCAAUACAAGAAUAAGAUCCCCCAAUUGGUUCAAAUAUAAGAAUUGGUUAUAUUUUUUCCUAUUAUACGUUUCUCUAACCACUUCUAACUUAAUAAUUCAACUGGCCUCUUUUAUGACAGAAAUGAGUCGUCGGGGUAUAAGCGUUCCUGGAACGAAGGAUCCAGGCAAGAGAGAUUAUUUAGGGCUUAUCAUACCAAUGCGAUUCAUUGGUGCAUUUAUCCAUUACAUGACGGCUAAUUUAUUCAAAGAGUAUUAUUUACAUAACGGCCCACUAGAAAAGAAUGAUAGACCUUCUACCGAUGAGAAGACAUCAGAGAAUGAAACGCUAUAG